AUGUCAGAGGCCUUCAAUUCUGUAUUUGUGGCUGCUAGAUCCAAGCCCAUUGUGACAGUGAUAGAAGAAAUUAGAGUAUACAUAAUGCAUAGAUGGGAAUCCAAUAGGAAAAAUAUCACCAAAUACGAUGGCAUCAUACUACCUAACAUCAAGAAGAUGACGGAAAGAAAGUCACAAAAAACCAAUCAUUGGAUUGUGAGGUGUGCAUGUGAAUAUGACUAUGAGGUGAAGAAUACUUCAGUCAAUGGAGAAAAAUAUGUUGUCAACCUUUACAAGAAAGAAUGCUCAUGUAUACUAUGGAUGUUGUCUGGACUUCCUUGUUGUCAUGCAAUGUCUUGCAUGAAAGAUCAACAUUUGGAGAUUGAUGACUCUGUACAUGAAUGUUACAAGAAGGAAUAA
This is a messenger RNA of Lathyrus sativus (Indian pea), 399 nucleotides long. The record is from the annotation of a GenBank genome assembly. NCBI's taxonomy places the organism in Eukaryota, Viridiplantae, Streptophyta, Magnoliopsida, Fabales, Fabaceae.